AUGUCCAGUACUGAAGUAGAUAAUACUUUAUCUAGUUCCAGUACUACGCCUGUGGAUUUCUCUAAUCCUACGUCUAUUCAGAAAGUGCAAUAUUCCAAAGAUGACAAGGAGCUUAAUGACCUUCUGCAUGGAUUAAAAAAUAAUCCUGGCUUGAAAAAACUACCGCAUGUUCAAGCACACUCUGCAAUUUUUCAAGCAUUGAAGUCUCGUAUUGGCAAGAUUAAUAAUGAGACGUGCGAUCCCGGUGAAGAGAACUCGUUUUUCAUAUGUGAUUUGGGUGAAAUCAAGAGGCUAUUUAAUAACUGGAUGAAAGAGCUUCCAAGAAUUAAACCCUUUUACGCCGUCAAAUGUAACCCCAACGCCAAGAUUCUUUCGUUAUUAGCAGAGUUGGGCGUUAAUUUCGACUGUGCUUCCAAGGUGGAAAUUGACAGAGUAUUAUCGAUGAACAUUUCUCCGGAUAGAAUCAUUUACGCUAACCCUUGUAAAGUCGCCUCUUUCAUUAGAUAUGCAGCUUCAAAAAGUGUGAUGAAGUCUACUUUUGACAACGUGGAAGAACUGUAUAAGAUAAAGAAGUUUCAUCCUGAGUCUCAAUUAUUAUUAAGAAUUGCCACGGAUGACUCUACGGCUCAAUGCCGGCUCUCAACUAAGUACGGUUGUCAAAUGGAUAAAGUAGACUCUUUAUUGAAGGGUAUCAAGGAAUUGGGUUUGAACUUGGUUGGUGUCUCAUUCCACGUGGGCUCGGGUGCUUCUGAUUUCACAAGCUUAUAUAAAGCGGUUAGAGAUGCAAGAACAGUAUUUGAUAAAGCCGCUAACAAAUACGAUCUGCCUCCUCUGAAGAUUUUAGAUAUAGGCGGGGGAUUCCAAUUUGAAUCAUUCAAGGAAUCAACAGCUAUUCUGCGUCUCGCCCUAGAAAAAUAUUUUCCAAUAGGCUGUGGAGUUGAUAUAAUUGCUGAGCCUGGUAGAUAUUUUGUUGCGACUGCGUUCACUUUGGCUUCUCAUGUAAUUGCCAAGAGAAGGUUGUCGGAGAAUGAAGCUAUGAUCUACACCAAUGAUGGCGUUUACGGAAACAUGAAUUGUAUUCUAUUCGACCAUCAAGAGCCCCAUCCAAAAACCUUAUAUCACGGUUCGCAAUUCCACUACAACGAUUUUGAAUCCACUACCGCGACGCUCGACUCUAUCAAUAAGACAAGAGCCGAGUAUCCAUACAAAGUUUCUAUUUGGGGUCCUACCUGUGAUGGUUUGGAUUGUAUUUCUAAAGAGUAUUACAUGAAGCAUGAUGUUGUCGUGGGUGAUUGGUUUUAUUUUCCCGACUUGGGCGCAUAUACUUCAUCUGCUGCAACUCAGUUUAAUGGGUUUGACCAGACUGCAGAUAUAUUAUAUAUAGACUCCGAAUUUGAUUAA
Messenger RNA from Saccharomyces mikatae IFO 1815, 1401 nucleotides. It is a transcript of the gene SPE1, whose product is annotated as ornithine decarboxylase SPE1. NCBI's taxonomy places the organism in Eukaryota, Fungi, Ascomycota, Saccharomycetes, Saccharomycetales, Saccharomycetaceae. Bases 1 to 1401 code for a protein of 466 amino acids. Gene Ontology annotation, cellular component: cytoplasm. The record is from RefSeq and is a predicted model, not a curated record. The transcript has a single exon. Gene Ontology annotation, molecular function: ornithine decarboxylase activity.